This is a messenger RNA of Cuscuta epithymum, 1749 nucleotides long. Lineage: Eukaryota; Viridiplantae; Streptophyta; Magnoliopsida; Solanales; Convolvulaceae. The record is from the annotation of a GenBank genome assembly.
AGUCGAGCAGAGGGGUUGGAAGCAGGAAACGUGAAUAAAAUACAGUAUACAUCUGGCACUGACCUGACCUCUUCCUCACCUACAUCACUUUUCCUUCCCGUUAUUCAAAGCCGCGUUGUUACCCAUUCCCCUGGACCGGACCCCCCACUCGCCACUACAUCAUAUACUUUCCUUUCAAAUCCGCUCAAUCCCAAUCUCCUUUACCAGAUAGAUCUUCGCAGGUUCUUUCUUUACCCCUUUUCUUCUUCAUCAUCUCCACUCUGCUAUUGUUUACUCAUUCAUAGCUUUUAUGUUUAAUGAUCUCUUCUGUUUCUGCUCAUGGAUUUCUGUGUUCUUUAUUCGGGUCUUCCAACUGGAAUUCGGGUACAUGUAAAAAUUAGGGGUUUCCGCGUUUUUCCUUAUUGAACCAAUUCGAGCAUUCUUUCCACUUCUUUAAACACCUGGGGUUUUGAUUUCGAAGUUGUCCUGUUAAACAUUGUUGAUUGUUCUGCUUCAAUUAUCAUAAAAAUUGAAUCUUUACCCUUGGUGUUUGUUUGAGUGAAGGAGCAGAUAUCAUUGCGCGUGUCCCAUUCUCUUCUCCAACAAUUUUCGUAUUAGGUUUCAUGAUUUGAUAAUUACUACCCAAUAUUUAGUAUACACACAAAUGGAGGUUAAGCUAUGGAAUGACAAGCGAGAGAGAGAGAUGUAUGAAAACUUUGCGGAGCUGUUUGCCAUAAUAAAAGCAACAGAAAAGCUUGAGAAAGCAUAUGUCCGAGAUGUUAUAUCAUCAACCGAGUAUGAAAACGAAUGCCAAAAAUUGAUUGCACAUUUCAAGACUCUGUCCUCUGGAUUGAAGGACACUGUCCCAAGCAUUGAACGGUUUCACGACAUCUACAAAAUGGAUUGCCCGUCUGCCCUAAACCGCCUGGUGACCUCAGGGGUGCCUGCAACAGUUGAGCACCGGGCAGCUGCUGCCGUAUCAGCUUCCACUUCGGCUGCUGUUGUGGCGGAGUGUGUGCAGAACUUCAUCACAGCCAUGGACUCUCUGAAACUCAACAUGGUUGCCGUUGACCAGGUGCACCCUCUGCUGUCUGACUUGUCAGCCUCCCUUAACAAGCUCUCGAUCUUGCCGCCUGAUUUUGAAGGUAAGACUAAAAUGAAGGAAUGGCUCUAUAGGCUGGCUAAAAUGGGUGCCGCUGAUGAGUUGACCGAGCAACAGUCUCGGCAGCUGCACUUUGACCUUGAAUCUUCAUACAAUUCCUUCAUGGCGGCACUGCCCUCUGCCGGGACUUAGAUGAUGAAUUGAAUUUGAGUGCUAAUUAAUGGUUUGUUUCAUUAAAAGAAAUUAAGUGGUGCCUUGUUGAACAAAUUUUAAUUUUGUUGUGCGGAUUGACCCUAUGUAGGUUUAUUAUGGUACUACUAUUCUGUGUAUAUGCAGUUGAUCACUAACUCUUCAAUUACCACUUAAAUGCUUCACUGCUAAAGAUCCCAUGUGAGGUGUUCUAAAACUAAACCUGUUCUGGCUAAGUGGGAUCUAAUUACCACAUGAAUCUCUCCCAAAGGCUUUGACUUCAUUAAUUUGUCAAUUUUAUACUACGUAUCUCUCUGUAUAAGAUUUAUGUAUUUUUUUUCUUAAUAUCUAAACUUGAUUAUACUCUGACUAGAAUCAUAGAUGAUUAUCUUUUCUCUUCUCUAAGUGACUACUCUACCUUUUAGCUUGUUAUUGGGUUUUAGAUGUGGUAUGUACAUAAUCUUGUGGGUUUGUUAUUU